Molecule: messenger RNA, 765 nt
Organism: Neoarius graeffei (lesser salmon catfish)
Lineage: Eukaryota; Metazoa; Chordata; Actinopteri; Siluriformes; Ariidae
Gene: ucmaa
Product: upper zone of growth plate and cartilage matrix associated a
Exons: 5
Coding region: 31-525 (164 amino acids)
Biological process (GO): regulation of osteoblast differentiation; embryonic skeletal system development
Cellular component (GO): extracellular matrix
Source: RefSeq, a predicted model, not a curated record
GUACACACACACACACACUCUGCCUGAGCCAUGGCCCGGCUGCACACAGUUCUGCUGGCCCUGCUGCCCAUCUUCCUCAUCCUAACUGUGCUCUCUGAGGUAGAAAGUGCAGCAGUGAAGGAUGAAAAAGAAAAAGCCACUGAACGUCAGGGAUCAUCCAAGGUUUUCGUUCCAGCAUCAGAUGCAUCAAACUUUUUCAAGCGUCGUGGCCGCAGGUCCCCGAAAUCAUACACAGAGUAUCUAGCGGAGCAUAAGAUGAGUUUGACUACUUCUGAGCGCAGCAGAGAGUACUAUGACGAACAGAGCAAUGAAUACGAGACCCGGCUGGAGAAGUCCCGAAGUGAACAGGUUGAAAGGACCCGGGAGAAUAACGAGCAAUGGAGGGAGUAUCACUACGAGGACCUCUACCCAAAUUACCCACAUUACCCACAUUAUCCACAACAUCCACAACACCCAUAUUAUUAUGCACAACACCCACAUCACCCAUACUACCACUAUUACCAGUAUUACCGUCGUUACGCCUAAGUGUCAUAAUAUAACCUUACAUGGCUGAGGGUCACGCACAGUUGUAGCAACUUUCAUGAAUGGUUGGAUGCAUUUUUUUUUGUUUCCUGAAAUUUAAUCUGCACUUUAUAUAUCUAGUAAGUGCAAUCAUUUCAAAACAUGAAUAUAUACACUGCCUGUAAUGCAAUCUGAUUAUAUUCCUUCUGAAGUCGCAUCAACUGCUUCUUUUUUACUUGUAAAAAAUUUCAUAAUCAUUUUGUA